AUGAAAGUAAAGUGCUCCGGCACCCAACCUUGCACACGAUGCGAUCGAAAGAAGAAACCAUGCCAUUUCUUAGUUGAAGACAAACGAGUGUCGGUUCCGGAAAGCUAUCUCCGAGAACUGCAACAGCGUCAUAGUAGUACCAUUACAGACUCUGGGCAGUACACAGCUGCAAGGUCACGUACUGGGAGCUUCCAGGGGAAUAUCCAGGCACCAGGCAUGAACCACCCGGUUCUGUCACCGAAUGCACACGUGGUCGCAAGCGAGGGCUUAGCUGCCAACGGGAACCCUAAUGAAAAUCCUAAACAGCCAUCUGAAGGUGAAUUCCAUCGUGAUAAUUCUCACUCAACCAAUGAAGGAGUCGGUUCUGUUUUCCAGCAAAACCCCUUGGCGGACAAUGAUUAUACAUUUGCUAAAGCCAAUGGCAGAUACUGGUAUAUGGGCCCUUCUUCGUCGUGGUCUUUCUGUCGUCGUGUUUUAGCCCUCAUUGGGAAACACGUCCCCGGGGCAAGUUGUCUUCCUGAUCCAUGGCAUUUCGACGGGUCUGCUUUCAAAAUGCAGUGGAAGCCUUUGGGACUUGAUGAGACCCCGGAUACGUCCAAUCUACCCCCUCUAGAUUAUGCAAUAUUUCUCUUCAACACAGCGAAAUUCUAUCUCGGGCCUAUAUUUUUUCUAAUUGACGAAAAAGAGUAUCUCCAGAAUCUGCACGAGCUAUAUGAAGAUGCCACAGCUAAAGUGAGAUCCUCGAGGCUUUGGUUUGCUCAGUAUCUGCUUAUUCUUGCUUUUGGGAAAGCUUUUGUUGUGCAAAACCACUCGCAAGAAGGCCCAGCGGGCUACCAAUAUGCGAUCAGAGCCAUGGCCCUGCUACCAGAUUUGUCUGGAAUGAAUCGUGAGCCUUUGUAUUCAAUCCAAGGACUUACCUUGGCAGCAUUAUACUUUCAGUCUGUGGAUAUGCGGGUAGCAGCCUUUCAGCAUAUCGGACAGGCUUUGCGGGUCUGUAUCAUUGAAGGCAUACAUAGACACAUGCCGGAGGAUGUGGUGGGUGCUGAGCAUUCGCAACGCUGUGGUAUUAUUUUCUGGGUGGUCUAUAUGCUUGACAGGGAAUUUGCUGCCCAGAUAGGAGCCCCGAGUUCCAUCCGAGAUGAGGAUAUCACGGCAAAGCUUCCCUCACAGAACAGCGACUCCCUCAAUUCGCAGAGCAUGACGCUUCAUGUGCGACUUUCCCGCCUAAUGGCACAGAUUCUGGCCACGGUCUAUGGGGUAAAGAAGGGAUCACACGAGUCACUUGUGAAGCACACUCAAUCCAUUCUUCGAGAUCUAGCGGAGCUGUCCAAAGACCUCACGGGUCUUCUGAAUACUCAUUUCCAGGGUUCCGUUAGCAGAGCCUCACGGAUGGCACUCCGGUUAAUCCUUUCCUACCAUCACUGUGUGGUUUUGACCACUCGACCCCUGGUAAUGUGUGCGCUCCAUAUGCAUAUAGAGCGGCCUGAAGGCCAAGCAGCCCAAACAAUCUCCUUAUCACCUCCAGUGGCGUCUCUUAUGCAGUCAUGCGUCGAUUCAGCCCAGACUGUACUCCAUAUUCUUCGCGCCCUUGGUGACGAGGAGCUCCUAGAGGCAUUCCUCCCCUUCCAACUCGAAGACGCAUUUUCGUCCGCUUUUCUUCUCCAUCUCAUCCGCGUCGUGGCCCCUUCUCUUCUGCAAGACGACUCGUGGUGUGAUAAUAUCCAAUCAAUUCUAAACACGAUGAUAUCAAAAGGAAGCUUGGUAGCGCCAUUACGCAAAGCAGAGCUUAGCCAGCUAGAGCAUAUCAUGGCACCUUUGACACCUGGCGCGAUGCAUUUGACGACACCUACAUCCCUCAAUAAUGCCCAACAGGAUAGCGUAGCUGAAACGAUGCCUACUCAGGACAUGGGGGAGCAUGGAUGGGAUGUUUUUGACGCAAAUAUGGGAGUCAUGCUUUCGCCUCGGGAGCUGCUAGACUUGGCCGAGCAACUUGACAUGGAAAGCCUGAUUCAUUCCGUUACUCUUUGA
Aspergillus wentii DTO 134E9 is the source of this 2028-nucleotide messenger RNA. RefSeq lists its product as uncharacterized. Gene Ontology annotation, biological process: positive regulation of transcription by RNA polymerase II; DNA-templated transcription. The record is from RefSeq and is a predicted model, not a curated record. Lineage: Eukaryota; Fungi; Ascomycota; Eurotiomycetes; Eurotiales; Aspergillaceae. Gene Ontology annotation, cellular component: nucleus. Bases 1 to 2028 code for a protein of 675 amino acids. The transcript is spliced from 8 exons. Gene Ontology annotation, molecular function: zinc ion binding; sequence-specific DNA binding; DNA-binding transcription factor activity, RNA polymerase II-specific.